Messenger RNA from Schizosaccharomyces cryophilus OY26, 3470 nucleotides. Its product is annotated as CMGC/RCK/MAK protein kinase Pit1. Gene Ontology annotation, biological process: protein phosphorylation; intracellular signal transduction. The record is from RefSeq and is a predicted model, not a curated record. Lineage: Eukaryota; Fungi; Ascomycota; Schizosaccharomycetes; Schizosaccharomycetales; Schizosaccharomycetaceae. Gene Ontology annotation, cellular component: nucleus; cytoplasm. Gene Ontology annotation, molecular function: ATP binding; protein serine/threonine kinase activity. The transcript has a single exon. Bases 737 to 2683 code for a protein of 648 amino acids.
UAUCCUUUUAUAUGAUAUUAGUCUGAAGUAUUGUCACUUUCACCGUCCUCUUGGUAGCUUCGCCUAACGACUAUCCACCAUUUUUCUUUCGUCUGGAACAACCGGACUUGUGGAAAUAACAAGAGGUUUGAAUUUUUGUUUUAUUAAUAUACAUAUAUAUAUAUAUAUAUAUUUGGACUCUAAAAUAGGGACUGAUCUUGUCAAACGUUAUAGAUUACUUUGCAAGUCAUAAACCAAAAGUUCGUCAGGAAAGCGUACAUUUUCAAAAUAGAGGCUUCUUCUGCUUAAAGUUGGAUUACUUGUUUUUAUAUGAGAAUACUAUCUUUAUAACUUCUGGUGAAGCAUGGAUUAAAAAGAUCUAAACUUUGCAUUGCACGUUUCCGCCUGUUGAAACGUCGUUGAUAAUUUAUUGAGUUUUUGGUUUUUUGCUUGUUAAUUUUAUAAUUGUUUGUAUACCCUCUUUUGAUUGAAAAGCUUGCGUUUUUGUUUACAAGUUUUUGAUAUCCUAAGCAUCUUUUGGCCCUUAUUUAGCAUCUUUCUAUCGCGCUGAUUAUAUUUAUAUCUUUAUUUUUUAAGUAUUUAUUAGCAAGUGUUUCGUCGGUAACUGCUGUUCCAUCCGUUUUUUUAUUUUUGAUUUCCCUUUAUUACUUUAAUCUUUAUAUUCACAUUUCGUCAGUUAAAAGAUCACUUUCUUUUUUGUUAGAAGUUUGCUUCGGUUUCCUUUUAUACAGAUAAUAUGAAAAAAUACUUGUGGAGAACACCGUCUAUGGCAAAUCAUCAUGGGCGGACGUCUAAGGAAGUUAUGAAAUGUAAUACUGUCGAUGAUUUUUUUUCUAUAAUGCGCAAAGUGGGUGAUGGAACUUUUGGUUCUGUACAUUUGGCUACCCGUAAAGGUUCGACAAAGGUAGUAGCCAUUAAAUCCAUGAAGAGAAAGCUAUUGAAAAUAUCAGACGCUGCUCGGCUACGUGAAGUGCAUUCUUUGCUUCAUCUGUCAGAACAUGAAAAUAUUGUUAAUAUUUUCGACCUUUAUAUUGAUCGAUCUUUUUGUUUACAUAUCGUAAUGGAAUACCUUGAAUGCAAUCUGUUUCAGUUGAUUAAUUCCCGACGAGACAAACCUUUUUCUUACAACACUGUUAGAGAUAUCAUGAGCCAGAUAUUUAGAGGUUUAGGUCAUAUACACACGAACGGCUUCUUUCAUCGAGACAUGAAACCCGAGAAUAUUUUGGUAUCACCAAUAGAAAAUUCUAGUUUCUACAAGGUGAAAAUUGCAGACUUUGGUCUUGCUCGGGAAAUUAAUUCCAAUCCACCCUACACGGAAUAUGUCUCUACUCGCUGGUAUCGGGCCCCUGAGUUAUUACUUCGGGAUUCAUAUUAUUCAUAUCCUGUUGACAUAUACGCUGCAGGUUGUAUGGCUUUUGAAAUUGCAACAUUGCAGCCAAUAUUUCCUGGAAUGGAUGACAUUGAUCAGGUGUAUAAAAUAUGUGAAAUUUUAGGAAGCCCAGACGAGGAAUCUCAAAAUAUGGGAUUUGGAGGUGGCGGUGCUUGGAAGCAGGCAGAGAAGUUAACUAGAGAGCUGGGAAUAAGUUUGCCCAAGUUAGUACCUUUGAAUCUAAAAGAGUUAUUUUCGCCGCCAUGGAAUGGGCCUUUUGCUUCCAUGCUCACCCAACUUUUACAAUGGAAUCCAGAGUCGAGACCCACCGCUCAAAAAUGUCUAGAGCUUGAAUUUUUUAACUCAGAAGAAGAAAAGUUUGAAGAACCCAAAACGAAUCAAGUUGGGAAAGCUGGUGAUACUCAAGUUUCUGUAUCGAUGUAUCCAUUUCCGAAUGCAUUUACAAAAGUUACGUUACCUUAUGUUGCGGAUAAGGCUGAUACUACGUCUUCUAAGCUAUUGCAAAAGUUCCACAAAGGGUUUACCGGCUUUAAGCGUACGUUUCAAAAGUCAAGUAAGCAGAAGAAGCCCUCCAAGAAGACAGCUCAGACGAUUUCCACACCAAUGGAUCGUCCGCCUUCUCCUUUUUUUCCUAUACUUCCUCAAAUUCGGCCAUCAACGCCUUUGAACUUGAAAUUGAGAAACUACUUGCUUUCAACUGCGGAAUAUAAUGUAGCAAGUAAGAGUAUGCCUAUGUUUAUGGAAACCUCGCAAUCUGAAGUUUCGAGCCAGUCAAACGACAAAGAGAACAAACAAAUCGGAAACUCAACAAAUCCUAGUCCUCGAAGUAAUUUCGAGCCAGUUAUCCCGAGAAAGUCGUUACCAUCGUAUUCUGAGCCAGAAACUACUUCUCCUACAACCUUGAACGACAAGAGUACCACCUUUCAUUCAAACAAAUUCAGUGGAUAUUCUACAUGCAGCUCAAGAUCUACAGAACAAACGUAUUCAAUUUUGUUGGAUUCUGCUGAUUGGGAACAAACUGCACUUUGGAAGAAAAGUAGCUUAAAGGGUGAUUCCGAUGCCCAAGUAACGAAGCGACCUUUAAAGAACUUGAAUAGCGAUAUUGACGAUGAUGAUCGUGACGACAGUGGUAAAGCCCCGAAUAUGGAUUUAAGAAAGUCGUCGAUUUUGUCUUCAAAUAUCCUUGAACAGGAUUUCCCGGAUUUUGGUGUUACAUCGCUUGCAGAUACAUUGGGUGUUCCUGGGUUGAAUUCAAGAACCGACUCUCAUGUGACAUCUCAAACAAUAUCCUAAUUGCAUGAUGGAUAGAUAAUUUUUGGACCUUUCUUUGCUUAUUUUUUUUGUCAUUCUUUUAUUGUGUAGACUACGUUGUUUACACGCAUUCUAUUUUUCUAUCUUCUUGACUUUCUUUUGUUUCCUUCUUCUAUUCAAAAGUCUAACAGUGCUUGCUGUUGACUCACCAUAGGCAACCCUCUCACAUGAAAUCGGUUUUCUUUUUAACAUAGGCUGCCUUAAUUAUUUAUAUCUAAAUACCCUUAUUACUUCACAUUCUUCUUUCAUUGACUGGGGGAAAUUUAAGAUGUCGCUUAUAUUCCUAACCCCGGAAAUGAACAAUAAUCUCUUUAUCAUUAUCCCUCCUCGAUAACGAAUCAAUUCCUUCUUUCUAUAAUAAAAUUGACCUUUGCUUUUGAACCGACUUAGAAAAACGGAAAAAUAAUACUCGUACCGUAACGAAAAAUCUACCAUAUGACCUUGAAAGUUGCCAGAAUGAAUGUUUACAUGAUUUACAAAAUUGUGUCCCUCAUUGGAAUUUUCGCCGAACCUUAAAUGGAUAAACUACUAAUAGUGAUUUCAUCUGAGUCAAUUAUGCUCUCAUUGAUAUCGUUUAUUUCUGCCACGACGUCAUUGAGUUUGAAAUUUCGUCAGUCAUUUCUUGCACUUUAUAUAGACGGGGAAUCACCAUCUUGUCCACAACUUAAUUAUAAUCAUAGUCAUUAAGGUUUAUUAUAGUGAGUAUCAGAUUUGUUGGCUGUUUCUAUCAAUUCAGUUGUUUUAAAGUUCCAUUGUUUCUCGUUUGCGA